Messenger RNA from Phalacrocorax carbo (great cormorant), 642 nucleotides. The record is from RefSeq and is a predicted model, not a curated record. Lineage: Eukaryota; Metazoa; Chordata; Aves; Suliformes; Phalacrocoracidae.
GGGAACUCGCUAUCCAAUGGGAGACGGUGUUGUUUGUACGUCCCGCGCUAGAGGGGCGGAGGAAGGAGCGGGGCGCCAGGCUGCGAGCUGGCAGACUAGAGCCAGCUGAACGACGUAACACUGUACCAUGCUUCGCAAUGUCCUAGGAAAAACCUUUCGAUUUCUUGGGUAUACUGUGCAAUAUGGCUGCAUAGCGCAUUGUGCCUUUGAGUACCUUGGAGGAAUUGUUGUGUGUUCUGGACCUUCAAUGGAACCAACCAUUCAAAAUUCUGAUAUUGUCUUUUCGGAGAACCUUAGCCGCCACUUUUAUUGCAUUCGAAAAGGAGAUAUUGUAAUUGUGAAAAGCCCAAAUGACCCCAAAUCAAAUAUCUGUAAAAGAGUAAUUGGCUUGGAAGGGGAUAAAGUCUGCACAAGCAACCCUUCAGAUUUCCUUAAGAGUCACAGCUAUGUGCCUAAAGGACAUGUUUGGUUAGAAGGUGAUAAUCUCAGGAAUUCUACAGAUUCCAGGUGCUACGGACCUGUUCCUUACGGACUGAUAAGAGGACGCAUUUGUUUUAAGAUAUGGCCUCUGAAUGACUUUGGAUUUCUACGUGCAAGCCCCAAUGGCCAUAGAUUUCUUGAUGAUUAGAAGAUUUAAGUGAC